This is a messenger RNA of Hemiscyllium ocellatum (epaulette shark), 1027 nucleotides long. RefSeq names its product hes family bHLH transcription factor 2, tandem duplicate 1 (gene hes2.1). The transcript has 4 exons. Bases 109 to 726 code for a protein of 205 amino acids. Gene Ontology annotation, cellular component: nucleus. Lineage: Eukaryota; Metazoa; Chordata; Chondrichthyes; Orectolobiformes; Hemiscylliidae. Gene Ontology annotation, molecular function: RNA polymerase II cis-regulatory region sequence-specific DNA binding; DNA-binding transcription factor activity, RNA polymerase II-specific; protein dimerization activity. The record is from RefSeq and is a predicted model, not a curated record. Gene Ontology annotation, biological process: anterior/posterior pattern specification; regulation of neurogenesis; regulation of transcription by RNA polymerase II.
UCCCAUACAACUGCACAACUCCUGGACGAAGUCUUUACCGCUCGAGCCCAGCGUCAUUUGAAAGAAAAAAAAUUCUCUCUCUCUCACGCACACACACUCACAUUAAGAAUGCCUCCUCAUCUGUAUGAAUCGAACACUACUGAGCACGGACAAAUCUCAGCGCAAUUGAGCAAAAGCAAAAGGAAGGAAGCCAGUGAAUUAAGAAAGACUUUGAAACCUCUCAUGGAGAAGCGCAGACGCGCACGGAUCAAUGACAGUCUGAACCAGUUAAAGACUCUGAUUCUGCCCCUCAUUGGAAAAGAUAGUCCCCGAUAUUCCAAAUUGGAAAAGGCUGAUAUUCUAGAAAUGACUGUCAGAUUUCUCCAGGACCUACCGAAGACACCGCUGUACGAUCGCCUGGACAGCUACAGGGAAGGUUACCGCGCCUGCCUCCUACAACUGGCCAACCUUCUCCCCAGUUCAAAACUCAUGGGAACGGAAGCUUGCGAUCGCCUGACGGACUACCUGGAGAGAUGUAUGCCUCUAGUCUCCUACUAUCCUUAUUCUCACAACACCAGGAGCCCCACGGGGACAGACGCUUCACGAGAGAGACCACGGACUUUAAUCCAGUCGAACCCAACUGGGAGCUCAGCGCUUCAUCGUCCUUCACCGCCCAGUCACAGUCUCCGUCCCAACCAACAAAUCAUUCCAGCUGACCAGGAGAACUCUAUCUGGAGACCCUGGUAGUGGACGUGAAUACACGAACUAAAAACAAAGAGACUUAAUUACCUUGUACAGGAUUACAUUGUAAAGAAAACUUUGCAUUCUGUUAUAUCCAAAGCAUUGCCAGUUUUGUGAAUUGAACAAUUUCUAUGCAAAACAGAAACUUUCCUUUACGCCGAGCCAACUAAACGACGACUCACAACGGGGCACUUUGUAAUGUUAGCAUGUCUAUCUUUCUGUAAUAUAAGGGAAUAUAUUUUAAAUAUGAAAAUUCAAAGAUAAUAUAAAUUUAAUGAUUGUAUGAAAGAGAUUUCUGAAAAUAAAC